AGCGGCUGGGCCCUCGCCUCAGGCGGGGUCGGUCGGGGCAGACUGAGGGAGCGCGGGCGGGCCCGGCCUCAACCCAGUGGGAGAGAGGGGCGGAGCAUUUCCCGCCGCAGGAAAUGGUGGUGGUCACCAACAAAAGCAAUGAUCCAGAAAGAAAAUGUAACUCCCCAUGAGUAUGGAUGCUUUCAGGCUAAUGGGAUCAGUGUCAGAGAAGGAUCUGUUUGGGAGUAUCUGGAGCGCCCGGUAGUACAUCAACCCAGAUGGCUCCCAGCAAGAUUAUCCUUCCCAUGCACCAAAUAAUUCCUGGCCACCGGGUACACUUUUACUUUGGGAACUCUCUGAUCUUCCUGCUUGUGCUCAAACCCAGCACCUCCUGCAAACAGUGCUGACACGGUGACACCACCUCAGGGUCCUGAGUACCUGGGGCAGGCUGACUGACCUCCUGUUGGUGAGCAAACACUUGUGUGCGUGUGCACCAUCUGGCGACUCGGGCUGGAAACACGGGAGGGGACCCCGCAGACCUGAAGCGCGCAGCAGCCGCGCCUUCAGCUCCCCUAGGCCGCAACCGAACGCAGCGCUGACAUCACCCGGCCCUGCGCCUGUCCCCUCCCCGCCCGAGUGCGCGGGCCCGGACACCCGCCGGCAGCGGGGAGCCCGCCCCGCGUAAGGCCGCGGGGCUUUCCUCUCUCGCCCUCGGUGAGGUCUCCGCGGCAGCGGUGUACUGAAGCAUGUUUUUACCAAGAUCUGUUAAAGUCAAGAGGACUGCUGAUGACGACAAAAGUUGUACAGCUAAGAAAAAUAAAUUAUCUUCUGGAGGAUCUUUGCUAGAGGAGACCACCAAGUUCCAAGACUGUAAGUUGGUUAGAACAGAAACCUCUGCUUCAGGAUGCAAUUUGAAUGAAGUUCAACAAGAACACACAGAACCUGUAGCUGGAGAGCUUGGUGUUGCUAAUACAACUUUGGGAAAGGACAACAAAAAUACUGAUGAGGAUAGCUCUUCGGAAGAACCCAUAAAAUCCUUCAGCAAAUCGCAGCGUUGGCCAGAACCUGGAGAACCUGUAUGUGUUGUGUGUGGUCGCUACGGAGAGUAUAUCUGCGAUAAAACAGAUGAAGAUAUUUGUAGCUUGGAAUGUAAAGCCAAACACCUUCUACAAUCUCAAGAAAAGGAAACAAAGCUAAAAUCUGAUCAACUCACAAAAGCAGAAUCUCAAGCAGAAACUCACCUGCUUAAUACACCUUAUUUCUACCAAGAUCAUUCCUUUAUUUUAGGUUUGCAAGAUGAGCAGGUUGAGAACCUUAAACUGCAGCUAGGUAUUGCUGUCCAGGGCCAGCAAGUUCCAAGACCUAUUGUAGAGUUUGAACACUGUGGUUUUCCUGAAACUUUAAACCAUAAUUUAAAGAAUUCUGGCUAUGAAGUCCCAACUCCCAUCCAAAUGCAAAUGAUCCCUGUUGGACUAUUAGGGAGGGAUAUUUUGGCUAGCGCAGACACAGGCUCUGGAAAAACAGCAGCCUUCCUACUGCCUGUUAUUAUGAAGGUUUUGAAAGAGACAGAAACUCCAUCUGCCCUUAUUUUGGCACCAACAAGGGAGUUGGCAAUUCAGAUAGAGAGACAAGCUAAGGAACUGAUGGCUGGUUUACCAAACAUGAGAACAGUUCUCCUGGUAGGAGGUUUACCACUGCCACCACAGCUUCACCGUCUCAAGCAAAGUGUUAAGGUUAUAAUAGCAACACCUGGAAGACUACUUGAGAUUUUAAAGCAAAGUUCUGUUCAACUGUGUGGCAUAAAAAUUGUAGUGGUGGAUGAAGUGGAUACCAUGUUAAAAAUGGGUUUCCAGCAGCAAGUAUUGGAUAUUUUGGAAGACAUCUCUCACGAUCAUCAAACCAUACUGGUGUCAGCGACGAUUCCAGUGGGCAUUGAACACUUAGCAAAUCAGCUUCUGCACAAUUUUGUAAGAAUAACAAUUGGAGAAAAGAACCUGCCAUGUUCCAAUGUUCGCCAAAUUAUCUUGUGGGUAGAAGAGCCAUCUAAAAAGAAAAAGCUCUUUGAAAUACUAAAUGAUAAGAAACUCUUCAAGCCUCCAGUGUUGGUAUUUGUGGACUGUAAACUAGGAGCAGAUCUGUUGAGUGAUGCUGUUCAUAAAAUUACAGGAUUGCAAUGUACAGCUAUGCAUUCUGAAAAGUCUCAGGUGGAAAGAACAGAUAUAUUACAGGGAUUACUUAAAGAGAAGUAUGAAGUUAUAGUAAGUACUGGAGUCCUUGGACGAGGGCUUGACCUUGUCAAUGUCAAACUGGUAGUAAAUUUUGAUAUGCCUUCAAGUAUGGAUGAAUAUGUACAUCAGGUUGGAAGAGCGGGGAGGUUGGGUCACAGUGGAACUGCAAUUACUUUUAUCAAUAACAACAGCAAGAAGCUCUUCUGGGAUGUUGUGAAGAGAGUAAAACCAACGGGCACCAUUCUUCCCCCACAGCUGCUUAACUCCCCAUAUCUUCAUGACCAAAAGAGAAGGGAACAACAGAGACUUAAACAAUUACAGAAUAGCCUUGUAACAGGAGAUAAUAUUAUGGACAUUAUUAGAAAACAUGACAAAAAUAAUUCUCAGAGGUAAUAAAGAUAUAUUUAUAGUUAUCUUAUGUAAUUACAAUGAAAGUGUGAUUAAAAGUAAACAGAAUUAUGAUGCCUUGUAUAUUGCCUUUUUAAAAGAAGUUUAUUUAUAUACUCAGUUUUUUAAGGAGUCUCAUUUUUAUCUCCUCUUUAUUUUGAAACAGCCUGUUUUGUGUUUGAAUUACAGUAGUGCCUAGUAAAAAUACUCUAUGUAACCCUUUUUCAAAACCAGUAGUCUUUGGCCUUGCUUGCAACAUAAACGGAGAAGAUACUUUUUAUUUUGUUGUAAUGUUUCCGAAUAAUCAUUUCAGACUUCUUGUGAAACACACUCUUCCAGUAAUUUUUAUGUCACUAUAUUAAGGCAAAGGACACCCCCCUACUGCCCCCCCCCCCCCAAAAUAAAAAUUAGUGACAGAUUAGUCUCUGAAAACAAGCCUCAAGCUCUUCCUGUUAGUUUAUGUAAAUGUUUCCAGGAAUCCUCAUUAUGUUCUCUGGGGGUUUCUUGUGAACACGUACCAAGUUUUGUUUGUAAACAGUACUGAAAGUUUAGUUUCUCCUUUAUUGCCGGUGAACCAGUUAAAAAUCCUGCUCAAGCAUUUUGCAAUAGCGGAAAUACUAGUAUUAGUAUAACUUCAUUAUGGAUGAACAGAAUAAACCACAUA
Messenger RNA from Chroicocephalus ridibundus (black-headed gull), 3258 nucleotides. It is a transcript of the gene DDX59, whose product is annotated as DEAD-box helicase 59. The record is from RefSeq and is a predicted model, not a curated record. The transcript is spliced from 9 exons. NCBI's taxonomy places the organism in Eukaryota, Metazoa, Chordata, Aves, Charadriiformes, Laridae. Gene Ontology annotation, molecular function: ATP binding; nucleic acid binding; RNA helicase activity. The coding region runs from base 726 to 2600 and encodes 624 amino acids.